UGCAAAGACUGUCAGACAGAACCAUAAAAAUGGCAGAAGACAUCACCAGACAGCAAAUUAAAGACAUCAAUUCAGCUGUGGCCUACUCAAUUGCCUGUGAUGAAUCUAAAGACAAAGGUGAUAUUGAACAAAUAGCGCUGUUCUGCCGGUAUGUAAACUCUGCUGGGCCACAGGAAGAAAUUAUUGAGUUGAUACCACUAAAAGGCCAAACACGGGGGGAGGACAUCUGUGAGGCUGUCUUGAAUUGUUUAAGAGCCAAAGGAAUAAACACCACCCACCUGGUAUCAGUGGCUACUGAUGGAGCACCAAGUAUGACAGGAGCGCAGAAGGGCUUUGUGGCUUUACUGCAGAAGUCGCUGGACAGAAAGCUGCUGACUUUUCACUGCAUCCUGCACCAAGAGGCACUGUGUGCUCAAACAUUUCCUCCGGAAUGCACAGAAGUAAUGAAUGUUGUCAUUCAGAUUGUCAAUAAAAUAAUGGCAAAAGGUUUAAAUCACCGUCAGUUCCGUUCGUUACUGGACGAACUGGAAAGCACAUAUUCUGAUCUCCAGCCGCACAACAAAGUCCGGUGGCUGUCCAGAGGGGAGGUGCUGAAACGCUUUGCCGCGUGUCUGGAAGAAGUGAAAACUUUCCUGGGCAGCAAAGGGCUCACAUUUCCUGAUCUGGAACAGCCAGAGUGGCUGGAAAAGCUACACUUCAUGGUAGACAUGACAGCGCACCUGAACACGCUGAACACAGCUCUUCAGGGGAAAGGACGCACAGCCCUGCACAUGCUGGAGGAGGUUUUGGCAUUCGAGCGCAAGUUGACAGUGCUUGCCAGAGAUUUACAGAAAGGUACACUGUCACACUUCCCCAAUUUGAGAGAGUUCAAAGAAGCUCACAUGAUAAAUUCGGAGUAUUUACAUUCUGCAAUCAUCGCAAUGCAAACAUCGUUUGGGAAACGAUUCUGUGAGUUCAGAGAGGAAAAACCACAUUAUCCUUCCCUAUCACUCCCCUAAGCCUCGAUCCAUCCCUGCUGAAUACGACUGCAUUGGCAGGUGUGAGUCAACCUGAUCUUGAGAUGGAACUGGCCGACAUAGCCGACAAAGACAUAUGGGUGUCCAAGUUUAAACGCUUGACAGCAGACCUUGAAGAUGUUGCCCGUCAGAAGGCCGUUCUUGCUCAGAAUCACAAAUGGCGUGAUAUUGAAAACCUCCCCAAAACGGACCAACUUGUGUUCGAAACUUGGAAUGCUAUCCCCGACGUUUAUGUGAACAUGAAAAAGUAUGCACUUGGAGUCCUGUCGAUCUUUGGAUCCUCACAGAUGACAGCUUACGAUCCUGUGUGAAGAUGAAGGUGACGGCAUACAGCCCUGAUGUGCAGACGCUGUGCGCUGAGGUUCAGGAGCAGAAAUCACAUUAACCAAGUUGACAGCUGACUGCACGCGCCAGUAAAAGGAUGACGGCACACAGAGAGAGGACGGCAUUUUUGGUUUGCCUGACGGUGGAUAAUUUAAGUUCAGCGUUUUUUUUUCAUAAAUACAAGAAGGACUCAAAUAGACAUUGAGUAUUUUACUUGAAAGUAACCUUCAACCCAACGUCAACGUCUUUUUUUCGGAGCUCAAAAUGUUUUGUUGCAUGCAGAAAUGUAAUUUUGUUUUCUCUGCAGUCGUUCAUUGAUUU
Molecule: messenger RNA, 1661 nt
Organism: Cottoperca gobio
Lineage: Eukaryota; Metazoa; Chordata; Actinopteri; Perciformes; Bovichtidae
Product: general transcription factor II-I repeat domain-containing protein 2-like
Exons: 2
Coding region: 30-998 (322 amino acids)
Source: RefSeq, a predicted model, not a curated record